Oreochromis aureus is the source of this 687-nucleotide messenger RNA. Its product is annotated as lipocalin-like. The transcript is spliced from 5 exons. Bases 1 to 360 code for a protein of 119 amino acids. Lineage: Eukaryota; Metazoa; Chordata; Actinopteri; Cichliformes; Cichlidae. The record is from RefSeq and is a predicted model, not a curated record. Gene Ontology annotation, molecular function: small molecule binding.
AUGGGAAUUUUGGAUUUAUCAUACACCAGUGUCUAUAAUGGCACAUGUCGGAAAAUGGAAAAAGUGGCCAAUAAGACCGACGUGCCUGGAAAGUUCAGACACAUAAGUCAGACAUGUAAUUCAGAAAAUGACUUGCGCAUGGCUGACGUGAAGUAUGACGAGUUUGCCCUGAUUCAUUCCAUCAAGACAAAGGGGAAAGAAAGCUAUGUUGUUAACAAACUAUAUGGUGUGGACCUCAGUGCUGAGGUGCAGGAGAAUUUCAUUCAGUUCUCCCUACAAACCAGCAUCCAGCCUGAAAAUAUUGUCAUCUUUCCCAAAAAUGGUCCUCUUAUCUCAGAGAAGACGUUUGAUGUAAAAUAACUGCAAUCAACAGUGAUGUUAUGCACAGAUCACUUUUCCAUUUUCCUCUCUCUGGAUGAGUGCCCAGCUGCCUAACCUUGUGUCCAGGUGAUCAUCCUACUGAGGGGCUUUUACUGUUCUGAAAAUCUCACGUCCAUGACCUGUUUCCUUUUUACUUUACUAUCUCUGCUCUUUCUUUAUUAAGAAUGCUCAUAAUGUCACAAAAUUAUAUUCAUCACUUGCAACAAAUAAAAAGUAUGAAAUGCCUAAAAUCCUUUGAUUUAUUACAUUUUGAAACAAAUAUGAGUACAUCCCUAACAGCACAGCUGAGACCUUUGUUUUAAUCAA